GCGUCCAGAAUCAACUCAGUUCAUAGACAGCACCAAAGCUCCUUUUGGUUGCUUUGUUAUAUACUUUCAGUCGUACUCUUUUUGGAAGGCUGGAUGGUUUAGCUCAUUACCCACUUUAUGACUUAUGUCGUUUAUGUUGCGAGUUGUCAAAGACCUGCAUUUGGGUUUUGAGUGUUGGUGAUCAAAUUCCUGGAGUGUAUGGACUGCUAGCAUUUCCCCCCUCUCAGGCUAGAAUCCAACUGAAGCCUCUGAAGACCACUGAAGACAAGCAACAUCAGUGCAUCAUCUGUUCACCUGUCAGGAAAAUAUACAACCCCAGGCUCUGGUGUGCCCAUGGAUCACUCCAGCUGGCUCCUCUGCCUGCUCUGUGGUCUGUCCAGUGUCACACUCGUCUCUGGCUGUCACUGUGACAACUAUCCCUGGUCCUCCUGGACUUCCUGCUCCAAAACCUGCAACUACGGCACACAAACUCGACAGAGGUCGAUACGUUAUGAUGAGUACUACAGGAACAAUAACUGUAACAGCUUCUGUGAGAUUCACGAGAGCCGAGCGUGUAAUGUGGAGGCGUGUCCAAUCAAUUGCAGGCUGACUGCGUAUGGGCCGUGGUCUGAGUGCUCCCCGUGCGUUAAAAAGCAGUUGCGGGCAAGGUCAGUAGAGACCCCAGGUCAGUUUGGGGGGGCGGAGUGCACAGAGCCCCUGAUGGAGGAGAGACCCUGUCACUCAGCCAAGGAAUGCAGGAUAGAGGCAGUCAACUGCAAAGACCUGUUCAAGUGUGACAGUGGCAGAUGCAUCGAGCCCAGUUUGGAGUGUAACACACAGAACGACUGUGGGGAUAACUCGGAUGAGCGGAACUGCGCUCGGCUAAACCCGGUGUGCAAGACUAAAAGGAGGUAUACUCCUAUCCCUGGAGCUGAGCUCACCGGAAAUGGGUUUGAUGUCAUGGCUGAGGAGAUGCGCGGUGCAGUCUUGGAGAAUUCCUUUAUGGGAGCCGACUGCACGCUGAACCGGAGCAAAGAGAACAGGGCCAUAUACCGCAUCGCCGCAAACAUUGAGAGCUAUGAACUCAAGGUGGAGUACUUAGAAGAUUUCAAAAAGGAGGACAGUGAUGUGCAGAGCAACUCAUAUUCUGUGGCAAAUAGUUUUUCGAGUGGUCAGUCCAGCAACUCUGGCUGGGGCUUCAGCGUGAUCAUCUUUGGCGGGGGAAGCAGUCGACACUCUAGCCGGCACUCUACCACCAAGACCACAAUUGAGGCAUCUCAAAAGAAGGACUCCAAAUUCUUCCGUGUGCAUCAGGUUCUGGCCACAUCCACCUUUAAGAUGAAAGAGUCAGACUUGUACCUCUCCGAUCCCUUCCUGAAGUUCCUCCAUCAUUUGCCUCUUGAGUACAACUACCCACUCUACAGGGAGGUGUUCCAGCAGUUUGGUACCCACUACUUCACUGCAGGAACCCUCGGGGGGCUGUAUGACAUUCUCUACCAGUACGACCGAGAGGAGCUCAAGAACUCAGGUCUGAAGGACGAGAAUGUAAAUUCCUGUCUCAAAAAGGAGACCUGGGGAUACUUUCUUUUCUUCGGCUCUUCGUCAUCAUACUCUAGCUGUGGCACUAAUAAGAUGACAGAGAAACAUGAAGGUUCCUUCUUUAAGUCGUCAGAGCGGUCCAUCUCCAGAGUGAAGGGGGGGCGCUCAGCAGAGGCGGCAGCGCUGGCCUGGUCGAAGGACCGUGUGGCCCCAGAGAGCACCACCUACACCAACUGGCUCAAGUCCACCAUAGACAACCCCGCUGUACUGGAGUAUGAGCUGGCGCCGUUAUUAAACCUCGUGCGGGGCAUCCCGUGUGCGGUGACUAAAAGGAGGCACAUGGUGAGCGCUCUGGAGGAGUACCUGCAGGAUUUUGACUCCUGUAAGUGUGCCCCCUGCCCCAACAAUGCCCGCCCUGUGCUGUCAGGCACCGAGUGCUUGUGUGUGUGCCAGACGGGCACCUACGGCUCUAACUGUGAGAAACGGGCCCCAGACUACACUUCAGAGGCCGUGGACGGACGCUGGAGCUGCUGGAGCGCCUGGAGCCCCUGUGACGUCGACCUCAAGAAGCACCGCAGCCGGCAGUGCAACAACCCCGCUCCCAUGAGAGGGGGCAAGGCCUGCGAGGGCCCUGACCAGCAGACCGAAGAGUGCCCCAUCUCCAUCUUUGAAAAGCAGAACGUUUGCAUAAAUGACGAUGAUUUCGUAAUCGAGGGGGAUCAGACACCGGUGCCCCCAGAGUCCGGCUGCCCUAGACCCAAGCCCCCACCCAACAGCCACCUCAGGAUCAGCAAACGGCAGUAUGACUCUGGCGAGCACGAAGAGUUUCUGUGCUUGACUGGUUUCGAGCUGGAGGGAUAUCAGUACAUCCACUGCCUGCCUGACGGCACAUGGAAGCCAGCCACGGGCAAGUGCAUCAAGAAGGUCUGCGUCAAGCCCUCCUUCCCAGCUGAGAUGACCAUGUCCCCACUGAAGAACGAGUACCGGGUGGGGGAGAGUUUUGGCGUGGUCUGUGCUGGCCAUGGUCAAAGUCCCUCUGGGUCUCGCUAUUACACCUGUACGGCCGGCCUGGCCUGGGAGCCACAGGUCCCUGAGGACAUCCAAUGCCAGGAAGAUAAGCCAUUUGUUCCUGACAGCAGGUGCCCCAGGGGGGAGAAAAUGGAUGGCUCCGGUAAAUGUGUGUGCGUCCCACGGGAGGAGUGCCGCUCAUACAAGGACGAUUUCUGUGUCCUGGAUGCAGCAGCGGACACCUUCUCCAUGAUGUCUUUCUGUGGCUUCCACUCUGGGCGUUGCCAUGGCGACAAGCUGUUCUUCGCGAGCGACGGGCCGUGCCCGAGCGACUUGCCCAGCCAGGACUGGGCCCGCUACCGCACACAAGUGUCUGACAGGAGCGCCGUCCAGCAGGCCUGUGGCUCGGACACCUGUUACGACUGGGAGACCUGUUCCUCAGAGAGGUGUGAGUGCAGGUUUCCGCGUGACUGCUCCAAGGAAGGCGAGCUGGCGUUCUGCGUGAGGAUGCUGAGGACUCAGAGCCAAAGGAGUAUGAGUCUGUGUGCCACCGCCUCCAUGAAGUGCUUAAAAAUGGAGAUUGAGGUUCUAAAGGAGGGCCCAUGUGACAGCACAUGAAUCUGAAUAAACUGCUUCUUGUUUUCAAGUUAUCAAAUACCAUACCUGUGUCAUAUAUGGCAUAAUGCUCCAAAUUAUCUAGGAAAGACUUGUGGGUGAAAUGUGUUGUGUUUAUAUGCAUAAACCGUUUCAAUGAAAGCUUAUGUGUUUGAGUGAAAGUCUAAUACACUAUAUAUACUGUGUCAAAAUGCUUUAUGCAUAUGUCUAUAUGUGUUUUGCCUCUACAGUGUUCAGUGGAUUAUAGCUCUGAAGAUUCCUGUAUAAUAAAAUAAUACUUGUAUUACUGAA
This is a messenger RNA of Clupea harengus (Atlantic herring), 3432 nucleotides long. It is a transcript of the gene c6.2, whose product is annotated as complement C6, tandem duplicate 2. The record is from RefSeq and is a predicted model, not a curated record. Gene Ontology annotation, molecular function: protein binding. Lineage: Eukaryota; Metazoa; Chordata; Actinopteri; Clupeiformes; Clupeidae. Gene Ontology annotation, cellular component: membrane attack complex. Gene Ontology annotation, biological process: complement activation.